Messenger RNA from Diatraea saccharalis (sugarcane borer), 7880 nucleotides. The record is from the annotation of a GenBank genome assembly. Lineage: Eukaryota; Metazoa; Arthropoda; Insecta; Lepidoptera; Crambidae.
UGGCCUUAUUCUUUGUUCACAGUUAAACCGAAAUCAGUGGACGUAACAGCCGCCGGUCGUCAGCUCUCCGAUGGAUCAGUGCUCGGUCCACUGCUGGAACGUGAGAAGAUCGAGGUGGCCUGCACAGUACUGGAAGGGAAACCACAGCCGGAGGUCGUGUGGUAUUUCAACGGAAAGAAGCUGGAUGCUCAAGAAAAGACUAAUACGACAGCAGUACAACGCGUUCUACCUCUGACAGUGACACGGGCGGAGCUUGGUGGCGAGUUGAAAUGUGUUGUCACCUCAGCGGCGUUAGAUGAGCCUAUUGUCAAGCGGCUCUCACUUGACGUCAAAGUUCCCCCUAACAAAACAUUCAUAUCUGGAGUAGGAGAACACGCUACCCAGGGCACAUUACUGACUCUAAUGUGCACAGCAUCCGGCGCGCGUCCACCAGCCAAGAUAGAAUGGUUCAACGGCACUGAGAAAAUGGAGACCGAACGAUAUAAUAUCUAUACGAAGGAGGUGGAAUUGGGUGACACUACUUUUGAGACAACGUCGAAUUUGACCUUCGAGGCAACCAAAUAUGAGAAUGGGCAGAAAUUUCACUGCGAAGCAUCAAAUGAGGUCACCAUACAGACGAAAGAUCAUCCCAUGCAUGCUGAGAGAAUCCUUGAAAUUUGGUACCCUCCAAUAGUGAGAGUAGAACCAGACAACGUUACUGUCGUAGAAGGAUCUAAACUACUCCUCAAAUGCGAAUACGAGAGCAAUCCAUCCUCUUUGAACAGCGUUUUAUGGUAUCGUGAUGGUGAAAGAGUGAGCGUGAACGAUACGUCUCACUACCAAGGUGGCACCACGGAUCAACACUCGCUGAUUAUUCUUGACUCUAGGGGUGACGACAUGGGCAACUAUACAUGUCUGCUAGCUAACGCCGUCGGGAAUGGCACCAGCGACCGCACCAUCACCGUCAACGUGCUCUAUAAGCCCGAAGUCAGACUGACGAUGAGUUCACCAAGUCCAAUUCUAGAGACAGAUCACAAAAACGUGACCCUCACAUGUGAGGUGAUAACAGGCAACCCUCCCCUAUUGGAUGAGGUCAUCUGGUACCUUGAUGGGGAACUUCUAAAACAUUUACCAGAAUGCAACGGAACUGAUGGAGAAGAAAAUCUUUGCAACGAAGUGGAUCCAUCUAUGCUUCUGCUGCAGGAUACUACUAAGAGUUUUCAUGGAAACUACUCAUGUAAGGGCAAGAAUGUCGCCGGAUGGGGCGAGGAGAGUAACAAGACUGAACUAGUCGUCAACUAUCCUCCGGGUCCUGCGAAACUGACAUACUCCCCGUGGAGGGUGGUAAAAGGAAAGAGUUUGGUGCUAAGUUGUAGCAUACAGGAAAAAGGAAGACCUGAGGUUCACAGAUUCCGCUGGCAUCGCGGUGGCCGAGUGGUGCCAGACAUCGUAUCACAGAACUGGACCAUUGACCCCGUGACCCUCGACCACCGCACUACCUUCACCUGCCGAGGCACCAACGCCGGCGGCGAAGGCCAGCCCGCUACCAUCGCCCUCGAUGUACUGGCUCCACCAAGUUUCAAGUAUGCCAUGAACCAUUACAGCGGUGCUUUAUACAAAUCUCAGAACAUCUCCCUAUCUUGCACGGUGGAAUGUGCUCCACUAUGUAGCGUGCAGUGGUUGAAAGACGGCCAGGUGAUAGACGAGAAGAACGAGCGAUACUACAUCAUCAACAGGAAGAUCGAGCCGCAGUUCAACAGAAACGACUUCGAAGCAACAGAGUCCACUUUGCACUGGAACAUGUCGGCGUGGCCGGGCGGCGUGCUGGACCGCGCGGCGGACAGCGCGCGCUACACAUGCCGCUCCUCACGCAACGACGCCGGCCCGCCCGUCAACAGUACAACCAAAUUUGCAGUUGAAUAUGAACCAGAGAAUAUCACGGUUACACCUAAAGUGGUCUCGGUCAUCGAGAACGAAAUACCAGGGAAAGUCGUUUGCUCGGCGAAGGGUUUCCCAAUGCCGAGCUACGUUUGGCGACGGGAUCAUCCCAGCAAGAGCGCGAGUCGGUCGCACGACAACUCGUCCCUCGUGCUGUCCUCGUCUAGCACGCUGCUGCUGCCACCCGUGCGCCGCGACCACGCCGGGCAUUACACCUGUGAGGCGUAUAACCGCCACGGUCUCAUAACUACGAGCGCGCUCCUCGACGUCAUGUUUGUACCGGAGUGUGGAAUAAAGAGGACUAUGAUUGAUGGAGAUCCCGUGCUAGUAUGCACGGCACACGCCAAUCCACCAGAGGUUUCGUUUCUCUGGAAGUUGAAAAAUGAUAAUGACAGUUUGACGGACGAGGUGAUCACUAAGUCAGGUUCCCAGAGCUUUCUGAAGCUCAGCAGCAGCGUUGACGUUUACCGCACAUACCUCUGUAUCGCCAACAACUCCGUGGGAAUGUCGAGGCAAUGCGAGAUGGACGUAGUCGGAGUGGUGCCGUGGUGGCGGUCGUCACAGAAGCUGGUGCUGGUGGCAGGCGUGGCGCUGGCAGCGCUGCUGCUGGCGGUGCUGCUCUGCCUCAUCAUACUCUGCGUGUGCCGACGCAUGAGGGCAAAAGCCAAGUCUACGCCCUUGGUCCGAGCAUACUCUUGGUACACAAUGUCAAUGCCACCUUCAAGGUCACCGCUAGUAGUGCCAAUGCAGAGUCCGGAUGGUAGCUGUAUAAACGAGGUGUCGAUAGCCCAGUCAAUAAUAUCGCAAGCUUUACCUGCUUUGUCACCGCGAAUAAACUUGUCUUUUAGUCCGAAAUCGUCAGAUCGGACUAGAUUAGUUGAUUCACAGAAUUAUCCGCACAACUUAGAAAUGAAUAAGUUCAAUGAACAAACAGUCACUAGUAGCUUGCAAGCUAAUCUAUCACAAUUAGAAGCUAGUAUAAAUUGCAAACCUAAAAAUGAUGAAACAAAUGAAAAUCAAGAAACUCAGAGUCCCAAACCUGAACCGAGAACUGAUGCUGAUAAAGUUCAAACUGUAGUAACACCAAAUAAGUGGCCACUGAAACCUGGCGUUUUGGUUCAUGUAAAUUCUAAUCAUACUUUAAGUCCGAAAAAUCAAGCGCGCCUUCAAAACGCACAAAAAACUGUGGAGUCGGAAGAAGCUAAUUUAGGAUUACUUGAAAGAUAUAGAAAUAAAACUGACGAUGCUGUAUCGGUAUCAAAAAUGGAAUAUUCCAAAAAGAACGGAAGGCCAAGAAGGCACACUCAAGGUGUUGUUUCGGGACUUUUAAAGAACUUAAGAAGAAAAAGUGAUGAUUCCGAUGACAGUAGCGGCAAAUAUAAGAAGAUAAAUAAAUCGAAUAAAAGAGCGGUGUCUUUAAUGAGUUUAAAUAAAACUGGUUAUAACAUACCAAAAGUUGUGUCAUUUAAAAGACCGGACAGAAUUGCAACUAGUGUUAAAGUGAAGCCUUUUAACGAUCAAACACCAACUAAGAUGACGAGAAAACGAAAAAAGCCUGGCGACGACAGCCCGCCUACGAAUGGCGUAGAUAAUACAGCGAACGGCAAUUUAGGAACGGACAAUCCAGGUCUCUACGAGAACCUUCCGUUCCAUGGCUUGCAACAACCUCCCAACAAGCCUGUACAAGCGAUACAACCGAGAGUUGUGGAAACCAAUCAGAAAACAACGAAAGGAAUUGAAACAUUACAAAAACAACUGACGACCAAUCCUUCAUUCACACCAAGAAUUGUGUGUCCACCGUUCAUGCAAAAUACUAUAAGCUAUCCGAUAGCAUCUGCUUCAAACUCACAGUAUCAAACAUUUGGAAUACCUGUACUCUCGCCUAUACAACAAAUGUACCCAUUACAUCAAACGGUUUUACUAAAUCCUUACUUACCACAAAUGCAAACGUCCUUUUUAAAACAAUUUCCGACUAUUGAUGAAGAGAUUUCAGAAUCAGAUACGAGAAAAUUCUCAUCACUUAAUACAAGGAACAUAAAUAGGAGAUUACCUCAAUUUCAAUCUAUGAGGGUCGUUAGAAAAAGAAAUAUUGAAAGAUUUUACCCAAACACUGAAUACGGGGAAAAUUUUAACGAAAUCAACAAUAACAAAGACAAUCAUGGUGAAUUCGAUAACGACAAAAAUGUUAUUCUUGAUCAAGAUAUCAUUUAUGCAAAUUUCCCAUCUCUUCUUAAAGUUAAAUCUGAUAUAAGUGGCGUGGAACAUUUCGAAAAUCUUACGGAUUCCAUACAAAUAUGUGAAGAGAGUAUCAUACCGAUCAGCACAUCUACUACAUCACUGAGUAGACCAAUACCUGCUCCUAGAACGAAGUUAACACCUAUCAACAGACCUCUUAAAAAUGAUCACGUUUAUGUUAAUUUAUCAAUGCCAUUAAUCAAUACAAAAUUAUCAGAAUCAUUUGACACUGUUGAUGCUCCUGUAAGACCGACUAAAUCUGCUGAUGAUAUUUCUACAGUAAAACCGUUAAUAAAUAAUGAUAAAGAUAAAGUCAAAAUAAAUAAAGAAGAUGAUAACAUAAAUGAAAGCGAAGAUGAAAACGAAGAGAAAAACAUUAAAGCAAACGUGUCAAAACCAAAUAUAAUCGGAGCUACACCAAAACGGAAUUUGUCAAUUACUCUACCGUCGACCUCAUUGGUCAAAUCGGUUGUGAGCCAAUUAAAUGAUCAAGGCAUGAAUAAAGUGGGAUUGCCAAAAAAACAAGUAAUAACGCCCAACAAAACUUUGCAAAUACCAAAGUUGACUGAAAAACCUAUACCAAAGAGAUCAGUUGUAAGACGUAGUAACUCUGUCCAGAGCACUCUGAACGUGGACUUUGAAAACGGUCAGAACACUAACCUACUACAGCAACAAUACAUGCCAAAACGUAACCAUUUUAGUAAUCUAAGUUCAAAAGGCAAAAACAAGAAAAAUUUCCAAAUACCAUUGCAAAAACAUCAUAGUUUUUGUUAUUUUCAACCAAUAAGAGUAGAUAAGAGAAUACCCGUAGACCAGGAGAGAUCUUAUAAUAACACAAUAGGUCCAAUGAUAUACCAGCCAUCUGAAGCACAAUAUUACACGAAAACUUUAAACAGAACUAGAGAAAAAAACAACCACAAAUUAAAUAGACUAAAAAAAUCUGAAAGUUUAAGAGAGAAGUUAUCUUGUGUCGGUGUAUAUGACAAUUACGAAAAACCCGACUAUCCCGAACCUGAAUACAAUGAAUCUGAAAGAAGAUCUUACCUCCAACUUCUGAAAGGGAACUACAUAUCAAAUUCAACAAGGAACUUGGGCCCUGAACAUAAUUACAGUACCAAUUACAAUACAGUUGGUCCCAAAGAGGAGAAACCUAGACAUAAGAAAUUAGUGUAUGCAGAUUUAGCUUUAGGGAAUCAUAAUUUAAAAUUUAAGAAUACAGUCAAUUCUAAUAGACAUCUGUACGAUACAUACACUAUAGGUAGUGAAAUUAACAAAGAUACUAACGGUAGCCAUAAGAGUAAUGUUUCUAGUAAUCAAAGGAAAGCAAACCAAAGUCAGCAGAGAAGUGACUACGCUACGCUUAAAUUUAACGAGAUUGAUCCCUUCAAGCCGGAUGAUCAUUUGAUAUACGCCGACGCCGAUCUCAAAGACUACGGGCCUAUCAACUACAAGGCAGCGUCUAUCUACGCGCAAAUGAAGAAAGUGAAGGAACAACAGAGAUUACAGGAAAUAUACGACAAACAAAACCCAGAAAACGAUUUACUUUGAUUCGAUAAUUUAUGUUGUAACAAAUUUUUAACAUGUUCAAGUUGACAUGUUAACAUGGCAGUGUUGUGUCUGAAUAAUUUCAAUAUUUUUAAACUCAUUCUUGCAAUGGUAAGUUUUUCUAUGCCGUCAGAGUUGUAUUACUUGUCUCGAUUGGCAAUGUCGCAGGCUCUUAUGGAAAUGUCACGUUUUUUUAGAUACUCUAUAGUAAAUUUAUAACGAAAAUCUACAAGAAUACAAUGAGAUCUGAACGAAACCAUUCUGAGACAUUCUGAAAGAAAUUUAACUCUUGACAGAUAAUUAUGUAUAUUUUAACAUGUCAUUAUUUAACAUGUUAUGGAAGGCGAAACUACUGUGUAUGUAAUUUAUCGAAGGAUAUAUUUAAAUAAUUUUUAUUUACAAUAUGAUUUAUUUAAAAUAUAAAUGGAGAAGUAAAACUCAAAACCCCAGAGUUUACAGCUGAUUGUAUAGUACAUGUUACAAUUAUCCAAAUAUUAAUGUAAAUAUAAAAAUCACCUAUAUAAAUGUAUAUUGUAACUUAUUCUAAAUUAUUACAAUAACGUUGGUAACGUUAACUACGUUGUAAUACCGAUUGGUUGGAUUUAAAUACGAAUUUACUUGAAUAUGUUUUCUGAUUUCCUGUUUCUUAGAUAUACAUGGAAUAUAUUAAAUCUAUCCAUAUGUCUGAGUAAUUUAAUGGUCCCUUUUAUACAACAGGGUAUUCGACAGAAUUAAAUAUUUAUAAAAAAAGAACAUCGUCAAUGAAUCUGUUUUAAUUAUUUUUAGUUUCGAUUUAAUUAGGAAAGUUUUUGAAUUAUGAAAUUGGUUUGAAUUGCCUACCUCGACAGUUUUUUGGAUUAAAAUUAUAUUGUAUUGAGUAUCUUAUAUUUCUUUUACUAAGUAAUGAAAACAAUAAAACAGAAACGCUAAAACAUAAUAAAACUUCAUGGGAGAUCUUUAACACGACUAGAAAGAUGGUAAUAUCCGUCCACACGGGAUAGUCAGAUACUUAGUCGAUUUUAGUAAGUGGCCAUGUCUCUGUAAAUUUAUUGUAUAAUACUGUAAACUUUAUUAAUUAGAAGAAAAAAACAAAGAAUAUCCAAAGAUAAUGGGAUACGUUACGCCAAAUGAGAUACGUGUGCAUUAUGGCACCAGAAAUUAGUGUUUUUUUUAUAUUUUAUUUUACAGUCCGUACAAUGUCGGCAUUUAUUUAUUAAGGUUUUUGUUUUAUAAGUUUCUUUUUAUUUCGACAACGAAUUUAUGUAUAUUUAAAAUGAUUGAUGUAUUUUUGGAGCAUAAUAUUGUUAAUAACAACGCUUAAAAUUAAUAAUAACAUGGUUUAAUAAUUGUGAUAAAUAGUCUGAUUUAUGUGGUGCCAUUUUGUAAUAAUGUAUGUUUAAUUCAAAAUGGCAUCAUAUCUCUUUAAAAAAAUAAUGUUCUGUAUUGUCAACAUUUAAAUUUUUAUUACAUUAAUGAACGUUGUGAGAUUAAAAUCUUUGAUAUGUAUUUAAACGUAAUAACUAAUGAAACACUAAUGUAAAUAUUAGAUGGAACUCCUGACAUAUAGGCUUUUAGAUAUUUAAAGUUAAAAUGUUAUUUUAAUAAAUCAGAUAAAUAAUAAUUUAAAUGGUAACACAUUUUAGUUCAAUAUAUUUGAAAUUUUAUAAAUUAUAUUUACCCAUCAAUAUAUAAUGGGCUCAAGUGGCUUACGGCCCAUUCUCCCAAUUUGAUUGCGUAAUUAUUUUCCCUCUAUUUUAAAAGAGAAAGAGCCUAUUUUUCAUGAGUUUCUUGUAAUGUGGCACUGAAUAAAAAUGUGCUCAAUCUAUAUUUAUGUAUAGACUAAAUUAAAAGCGCUAUUGAAAUGGUCGUUGGUAUAAUUUUCUCUGGUGUAAGCAAUAUUAUUUGAAUUAAUUUUUAAUUCAAAUAAAAAGACCUCUAGUUACUGUAAAAAGUUAUAUCAAUUGCCUUGUACUUUUAUUUUUGAGGAAUUUUCGAUAUUGAAAUUUUAAUGCGCCAUUCCUUUAGUUUUAUUUUUGUGAACGACCAAAUCAAAAUGCGCUGCCUGUACUAAAAUUAGUAAAAAAAUACUGGUAAUUAUUUAAAAGUUAGACAAAGUUUUGUACAUACAACUUGUUAUUAUAUUGUCAAAUAGUGUUAAUAAAUUAAUUUAUGGAUUUUUAAUU